This is a messenger RNA of Hemibagrus wyckioides, 2518 nucleotides long. RefSeq names its product synaptotagmin XIII (gene syt13). The transcript has 6 exons. The coding region runs from base 248 to 1513 and encodes 421 amino acids. Lineage: Eukaryota; Metazoa; Chordata; Actinopteri; Siluriformes; Bagridae. Gene Ontology annotation, biological process: regulation of calcium ion-dependent exocytosis; cellular response to calcium ion; regulation of dopamine secretion. Gene Ontology annotation, molecular function: calcium-dependent phospholipid binding; phosphatidylserine binding; clathrin binding. The record is from RefSeq and is a predicted model, not a curated record.
UGUUCUCGCUCUCUGCUACCAUCUGCUUGGCUGAGCUCACAUCAUACAGCAGACGGUGCAUUGCACACACAUACAGGCACACGUGGUGCUCCAUCGUCCCCUCUGUCCUUGCGUCUCUCUUCUCUCCUCUAACAUUAAUCAUCUCUUCUUGCUACUCUCAUUAUGAAAGCACAGGAUUAAAAAGAAGACAUCCUCCAUUCAUCUGUCUUUAUUUUUUGGCUCAUUUUUGGUAGAUCAGGACUGAAGGAUGUUCGUUUCAGUGGCAGCAGUUCUUGGAGCGACCCUGGGAACUGUGUCUGGAGCGCUCACACUCUGCGGCCUGUCACUGCUCUGCAAGAACUGCAAGAAGAACAAAUUUGACAAAGAUGACAGCUCAGACUCAGAGAGAGCAAAAGCCAGCAUCUUACACACACUCACACAGUUCAGUGUGCAGAAAUCUACAGAGCCAAUUCAGCCACAGACGCUGCUAAAGUUCCCCAAGAUCUACAAACCUAAGCCAUCUGUCACAUCUCCUGAGGUAAUGAACUACAGUGAAAAUGCUGUGACCUCUGAGAAAGUUCUUGCUAAGCCUGACAGCUGUGAUCACGGAGUGGACGAAGAUAAAGAGGUCACUGCUCUCACACGGCAAGAUUCCACAGAUGAGACACCUUGUGCUGUCGAACAAUCCAAUGCAAUUCCAAGCAGCUCUUUACUGCACCCUAAACUGCAUUUCUCUCUUCGCCUGCACACAGAGAGCAAAGAGCUGCACAUCACCAUCAUAGAGGCUGAGCAAGUAAGCAUGGAGAGUGGCAGUGAGGGCUAUGUGUCUGGUUGUGUGAGUGUGUUUGGAGAACAGAGGCUUGCCCAGACAGCAGUACGCAAGCUAGCGUCAAGAGUGCAGUGGGGUGAGGCUAUGGUGUUCUCCCUUCCCAGUAGCUGUAGCACAGAAAGCACAGAGAGCAUGGAGGGAGAGGUGGCACUGACCUUACACAUCUGCGACCGGUUCUCUCGGAACACCACUCUGGGCACUGUGAGGUUCAAACUGGCAGAUGUGGGCAUGAUGUCAGAUGCCGACUGUUGGGUCAACCUGCAGCCACCCAAACAGAUGGAAGUGCAUUCAACAGGGGAGCUUUUGCUGUCACUAAGCUACCUGCCGGCAGCAAACAGGCUGGGAGUGGUGGUGAUGAAGGCACGAGGACUGCAGUCUGAUAAACUUAAAGACACUAUAGACCUGUCAGUGAAGCUGACUCUGAAGCAUCAGAGCACCAAGCUAAAGAAGAAGCAGACGCGGCGCGUCAAGCACAAAAUCAACCCGGUGUGGAAUGAGAUGAUGAUGCUAGAGCUCCCCAGAGAGCUACUGACCAAGUCCAGCUUAGACCUGGAGGUGCUGAACCAGGCGAGCCCUGGCACACUGCUCCCACUUGGGCGCUGUCAGCUCGGGCUCCAGUUCUCAGGCACUGGCCUCCAACACUGGCAACAGAUGCUGGAUAACCCACGCAAACAGAUCGCCAUGUGGCAUCCUCUGCAUGCUUAAAAUAAAAUGCUAAAAAUCUAGUGUAUACAAUGCAUAGUUAAAUGUUGUUUGUUCAUAUUUAUUAGUAUUGCUUUAUUCCUGUGCAAUAAUAUGUAAUUUUAAUGUCUAAACUGUUAAUAUCCACUGCUCAGCUGAACCACAGGGUACACUGUUAAUGUUACUGAUUCUACAGGGACAAUGAUAUACAGGUGAAUUUAUAGAUGAUUACAUUGUGAUGAAUAUUCUACCAUAUAUAUCCAAAGUAGCAUAUUUAGCCUUCGUGAUUGCAUCACAUCCUCCAUCCACAACCAAAUGAAAUCAUUUGGGCAUUAUUUAAGGCUAGGCCUGAAUUUGAUUUGAUUAGACUUCAUUUAGAUCUGGAGUGCUGUGAUUUGGUUAGUCAACCAAACCAACCAACUGAAAGGAUUUUGUCCUAAGUAAAGAACCACAUAGACAGUUUUCCUCUGCACUCAAAAGGUUUACUAAAAUUAUUAUUAUUAUUAUUAUUAUUUGCUGUUGCUGUUGUUGUUAAUUAAAUUGCAUAAUAAUAAUCAUGAUCACCAUCACACAUUGUAUAUGUAAUAAUAAAUGUAAAAGCAGCUCGUUGCAUUUAUGAUACACAGUAUUCGCUUUCCACAUUUUUGGAUAUACUGAUAUGUUGAGUAUAAUGAUGUAUGAGAGUAGAACUCCUCUGUCUUGUAUAUAAACAUGACGAUAUACUGUGAUGAAUUUAUGUCUUGGUACAGUGUCCACAUAUUUCAUAAACUGAUCAAGUUACUCCCAUGAUAACAGUAAUUAUUAUGAUAAUAUACUGUAUACACUAAUAUGCUUAAAUGUGCAAUAAAGAUUUAGUAGACCCUAGUUUUACAGUACAGUAGCUCCAAAAUAAAUUAUUUUGAAAAAUGUUAACAGGUUCUAAUUAAAACAUUUAUGUUGGAAUAUUUUGCUAUAGAUGAAUGGAAAUAUUUAUUCAGGAUAAAUGAAUGAUACAGCAGAUGUGCAGAAAUAAAAGUGGACUCUAAGAUG